UUUUCCUCUACUUGUGGUUGCUAGGAUGCAAGGAAACUGUCAACAGAAACGAGUCAGAACGAGUGCGGGACGUGAAAGGGACUUUUGAAUCUGUGAUCCACAGAUAUUCAGCAAACAUGCCUAAAAAAGCAGGGAAGAAAGGAGGUGGAAGAAUUGCUGGAAUGACAGAAGAGGAGAGACUCCUGUACAUGCAGCAAAAGGCGCAAGCUGAGGAGGAGAUAGCCAAAAGAAAAGAGGACAUGCUCACACACUUCCUCAAGGAUAAACUGCAGAAGGAGGAGAGAAACACCAUACUGAAUCUCCAUAAGCUGCGGCAGCAAUGGCGCGCUGUUUUAACGCAGACCAAGACAGCAGAGCUACGCAAUGACAUGGCAGUGCUCAGCCAAAACUUUGAGAGAGUCCUGGACUACAAAGACAACAUCAUUAAGAGUUUGGUGGCUGAUCUGUCUGAGCGGGAGCAGCAGUCGGAGCUGGCACGCAGUUCUCAUUUGCAGAAUGUGGACUAUCUGUUAGAGCUUCAUAGGAGUCGGCUGGCAGAGCUAGAGUUGAACUUCAACACCAGGCUAGAUGAACUUGGUUCAGAAUAUAAUACUGAGAGAGAGCAAAUUCUUUCACAUCACCAGCAGGAGAGUAUGUAUUUGGAGAAGGUGAUGUUUUCCAUGGAAAAGCAUUAUGCUGAUCUUGACAAUGAGGCUAGACGUGACUAUCAGAGCACUCGCAAUCAAAUAAAAAAACAGAACAAAGAGGAUAAGCAAACAGUGAAGGAUCAAAUGGAAGGGGUUGUGGAAAAACUGUGGCAGGAACUGCAGCAGGUUUUACACCACUACAACGAGUCCACCAAAGACAGAUUCAUCGCAACUGAGUCUCUGCAAAUCAAGGACGAACAAAGUGCAAAAGAGAUUGACACACAUAAAAAGCACAUUCAGAAGUUGCAGGAGUCCAUCUCUGCUCUACGCUUUCAGCUGAGCUCUGCUCAAACCGGAGAAGAAGCUCAGCAGCUUAAUUUCAAACGUGAUGAGCUCGCCCAGAAAGUUCAACAUUUCAGAGUCCAGCUCACUGAGGCUCAAGCGAUUCGGAGAAAGCAGCUCACUAAACUUACUGUUCAAAGCAGCGAUGCUACUAAAAAACUGCAGGAGAUUGUAGCCAUGGGGGAAAGGUUGAUUCGUCUCUCUGAGAUGUGUUCUAAGCUGGAGACAGAGUACGAGAAGGUUCUGCCCUUCUAUACAUCAUCACUGAGUGAAGAAGAGCUGAAUCAGGAGAGAGUCAAUGCCAUGGAGCCGCCGACUGAGAAACUCACUCAGCUAAUGCAUGACUAUUCUCCUCUUGGGAAGUUCUGGCAACGAUACAACAAGGUUCAACUUGACCAUUUGUGUCUGAAGCGAGAGAAAACGCUUCUGUUACAGGAGAACGAACGACUGAGGCUCUAUCUGAAGCAGUACCUGGAUGAAGUUUCGGUUUCUGAUGAGAGUUUUCGGCAUCAGAAGCUUCUGGUGGUGUUGUCUCCCACUCUACAGGAUGCCGCUGCCACAGAGAGACGUGAUCAGAAGCGCUACGUGGUCCAAGAAGCAGCAAAUGUUGUGCAGAAACAGUUUUAGGGAAUAAAACCAAAAAGUGUAAUGCAAAAGUGUUUCAGGCAACAAUUAAAAAGUUUUUGUUGUUGUUGUUGUUGUUGUGCCUGGCAUUCAAAAGCUUUAUUAAAGCUUUAUGUAUGUAACAUUAUACACUAUGCCAUUUAAAAACUUGGAAAAAGUAUACUUU
Labeo rohita (rohu) is the source of this 1758-nucleotide messenger RNA. It is a transcript of the gene drc2, whose product is annotated as coiled-coil domain containing 65. NCBI's taxonomy places the organism in Eukaryota, Metazoa, Chordata, Actinopteri, Cypriniformes, Cyprinidae. The transcript is spliced from 9 exons. Gene Ontology annotation, biological process: regulation of cilium movement; cilium-dependent cell motility; axonemal dynein complex assembly. Gene Ontology annotation, cellular component: axoneme; axonemal dynein complex. The record is from RefSeq and is a predicted model, not a curated record. The coding region runs from base 117 to 1595 and encodes 492 amino acids.